GGGCAGGCGGCGGUGGGGAAGAUGGCGUACCAGAGCCUCCGGCUGGAGUACCUGCAGAUCCCACCGGUCAGCCGCGCCUACACCACCGCCUGCGUCCUCACCACCGCCGCUGUGCAGUUGGAAUUGAUCACACCUUUUCAAUUGUACUUCAAUCCUGAAUUAAUCUUUAAACACUUUCAAAUAUGGAGGUUAAUCACCAAUUUCUUAUUCUUUGGGCCAGUUGGAUUCAAUUUUUUAUUUAAUAUGAUUUUUCUAUAUCGUUACUGUCGAAUGCUAGAAGAAGGCUCUUUCCGAGGUCGGACAGCAGACUUCGUAUUUAUGUUCCUUUUUGGUGGAUUCUUAAUGACUCUUUUUGGUUUGUUUGUGAGCUUAGUUUUCUUGGGUCAGGCCUUUACAAUAAUGCUUGUCUACGUGUGGAGCCGAAGGAACCCAUACGUCCGCAUGAACUUCUUCGGCCUUCUCAACUUCCAAGCGCCCUUUCUGCCCUGGGUGCUCAUGGGCUUUUCCUUGUUACUGGGGAACUCAAUCAUUGUGGACCUCUUGGGCAUUGCAGUUGGACACAUAUAUUUUUUCUUGGAAGAUGUGUUUCCUAAUCAGCCUGGUGGAAUAAGAAUUCUGAAAACACCAUUUGUUUUGAAGGCUAUUUUUGAUACACCAGAUGAGGAUCCAAAUUACAAUCCACUACCUGAAGAGCGGCCAGGAGGCUUCGCCUGGGGUGAAGGCCAGCGCCUUGGAGGUUAAAGCGGCAGUGCCAAUAACAAGACUGGGAAGGCUCAAGCGAAAUACCCAUUGGGAUUCUUUUAUCCUUUGUGUUGCAAAAGUGUGGAUGCUUUUGACAGCUUUACAGAUUUUAUUUCCAGAAGCACUUUAUGAAAUGGUACACUGAUUAAUCCAGAAGACAUUUGCAGCAGUUUGCCAGUGGUUCCUCACUACACUGGUAUUGAAAGUGUAAUCUUUUGGAGCCAAAAAACUGGAGAAACAAAUAUCCUGCCACUUCUAACUUACAAGUACAUGAAUACUUGAGUUCUGUGGUAUAAGGCAGGGCUUUUUCUUCCUCUUCUUUGAUAGGCGAGGCCAUGGUGUAAAUGGAAGUUUCAGAGAGGACAAAAUAAAACUGAAUUCCAUCUCUCUCUCACUGUAUUAAAGCUUUUGUGUGUGAUCUUUUAAAUUAAGAUAAUGUAUCCCAGCUCUCCUGCAUCAGUCUGAGCUCAGAGCGGUUUACAUUACCCAUUCAUGUGUGUUCACAGUUUUCAACUGGAUUUCAUUUCAAGGUUGGAAAUAUGCGGCUUGCUGCCUGUUCACAAAUUGCAACUGUUAUACCAUGGAUGUAUACACAUCUUAUGAAUUUAGAAUGCUAGCCCCGGGAGAAGAUUUAUUUCUUUUUCCGGAUAGUUUGUUCUCAGUCUGGACUUUGCAAAUCUUCAGGUUGUCAGACAACGUGGAAAAAAGGGGGGAGAGUGAUUCUUGUGGCAGCAGGAAUUCAGCUGUAGAAAAGUCAUUUAUAAGUGACAAGCUAAUGUGGAGUCUUAUUUAUUCUGCUUGCAUUUCUCCAUUAAGAAAUAUCUGCGUGUGUUGGGAGCAGAGGGAGAUAUCCAGGGAAAGACUGGUCAUGGCUACAUUUUUGGAAAACUACAGAAAAUCUUCAGACCUGAAAAACAAGUUAGAAUGUUGACUUUGGAAUCAGAUGAACAGGUACCAGUUAGGCAGGUACAAGUUUCCCCUAGGUCUUUGGCUGGUUAACAUUUGUCAUUUGCUUCAUGUUAGGCCAAGAAGUUUUUCAAAGCCAAGCACCUAGUUUAUCUUUCCAAUUGGGUAGAAAUUAGGCAGAGUCCACAGAAGUAGGCAGUUAACGCAGUGAUACAAUAAAUACUUGUUCCAAAUAUUAACCCUUCCCUGAGUCUCAUCAGGAUGGUGGUCACACUCCUUAAGUAUUUCAAAGAACCCAGAAGAGUAAAAUUGGCACCACAGAAAAAAGAUUAUUUCAAAAUAGUUUUCAUAACCAUCCUGUAGGCACAGGACCAUUUCCCAAAAUUGGAUUGUCAGAAGUGUUCCCAGCUUGAUUAAGCGGUAGUUUUCCACAGAGUGAGAUUUUCCUCAGAAAGAUGGACAUAAGGCUUAGAUGAAAUUUAAACAUAAAUGGGAAUUUUCAGAGUGGUUUUUUUUGAGGUGAAAGUAUUUAAUGUCUUUAAAUAGAAUAUGCAUAAGUAAUAGAAUUUAAUAUAAAUAUUUUAAAUGUCGCUAGUAAGUAACUUUGAAUUUGUUGCAAUUUUAUGGAAUUGGGUGAAUGGGACUUCUUUUUUCCUAAGCUGUUUAAAAAAUCUUUUUAACAGUUUAAAUGCCAGUCUUAGAAUGUAUAAUACUUAUGGGAUCCUUUUGUCAUAUAUAGUCUUUGUUCAAGAAAGCUUUAUCAGUGACUUUUAUUAGAGGUUUUUUGUUUGUUUGUUUGUUUGUUUUAAGAAAUUGUUUUAGGGCUAGAAGUAGGUUUCCAUAGUUCUAUUUGUUCUCCCUGAGUUAACUUUGAGUUAUCAAUUCGUGGAAUCUUUCUGGUAAAAUUUUAAUCCUAAAUUCCAUUCACUGAGUAUUCAUUCAGGUAAGGAAUAUCUAUAUAUAUUAGGGAUGGUUAAAGCAGGCAACAAACUUUGAAUUUAUAUCCUAAAGGCAUUCAGCUAUGGGAUUUUUAUUUCCCUGAUUUUAUGGAAUGAAAAUUCCUAGUGUCAGGAUGCCAUACGGUGCCACUACACUGUGUCCUGGGCAGUGGUAAUUUCAAUCACUGGCCUCUUAACAGCUGGGCCAGUCCCACUACCACCAUUCCCAGCCUGUGUUGCUUGACAGGAUACCUGUGUUUAUCUGGGCAUAAGAAAAAGUCCUCACUGCUUCCCCAACUUACCUCUCAAUCUUCAUCCUUCCAGACAUACUUCCUUUUUGUAAUGCAAGUCAACUGAAAAAUGAGAUUUGGUAUCAUGACCAUACAUAUAAUUUGAGGGAUUCUUGCAUCUGCCAAUAAUACUGAAAAGCACACCUGUCUAAGGCAUAGUUUUUUCAUUAUAGAAAUACAGUAUGCGUUCAUUAACAAAAAAAUGGACGUGCAAACUGCAUCUCCCUAGGAGGUACAUAUUAUAUACAUUUGGUGUGUUUUUUUGACUAUGAAUUUCUAUUUGCUUCUCUAAUUGUUCUUUUUCUUGUCACUCUUGUACAUUCUAGUAUCUUUCCUACCUCUUGUGUAGCCUCUCUGAGCAGAGAGCCCCCAAGCCCUGGAUCUUCAUAAUGAAACCCUCACUCUGUCUCUGGGGCCUCUGAAUAUUAGGAGAUAUUUGGAGCUAUUGCCAUGUUGGGUAAAAGGCUUCCUAGAAUUGUCAUCUAUCCUACCAGCAUUUUAUGUUGUAACCAUGUUUUCUUUUGACAAGUGGGUGCCAUCUGUGUUGUUAGUCAUAAUCCUGCCAUUAUUUUCAGUGUUCUACAGGAGGUCCCCUAAACAACUUAAUAUUUUAUGAGUUUGCAUUAAAACUGUUGAGCCUUUCCUGAUCAAGCCACAUCUCGGCUCAGAAAUCCACAGUGACUUUUUAGUAAGUCCAUAUCAGAUGCAUACUUUUUUGUUUUCCUUUGAACUUUACUCCCACUUUGACCUAACAGAGAUCCCUGAAUUUCUUCAGUCUUUCAAGGCCUGGCCCAGUUUCUGGCUCCUCAAGGAAUCUUGACUCUAAGGCCCAUUUCAUUGUCUCUCUCCUUUGAAUCCCUUUAAAGCUUCAAGUCUGUAUGACAUACUCUUACACCAAAUUAUAUAUUGUCUUGUACUGUUCCUAGCUGGUACAUGUAUAUUAGUCUUGUCUCCCUCGUGAGAUUGUAAGCUCCUUAAGGGCAGGGACCAUGUCUUAAAUUUUUGUAUCCACCACAGUGCCUAGCACAGUGCUUGGCAAAUGGGUGCUGAAUAAAUACUUCAUUGAUCAGUAAACUA
Molecule: messenger RNA, 3952 nt
Organism: Choloepus didactylus (southern two-toed sloth)
Lineage: Eukaryota; Metazoa; Chordata; Mammalia; Pilosa; Megalonychidae
Gene: DERL2
Product: derlin 2
Exons: 7
Coding region: 22-741 (239 amino acids)
Biological process (GO): endoplasmic reticulum unfolded protein response
Cellular component (GO): Hrd1p ubiquitin ligase ERAD-L complex; endoplasmic reticulum membrane
Molecular function (GO): ubiquitin-specific protease binding; misfolded protein binding
Source: RefSeq, a predicted model, not a curated record